Messenger RNA from Triticum dicoccoides, 1419 nucleotides. RefSeq names its product protein TRIGALACTOSYLDIACYLGLYCEROL 1, chloroplastic-like. The record is from RefSeq and is a predicted model, not a curated record. Gene Ontology annotation, cellular component: ATP-binding cassette (ABC) transporter complex. Gene Ontology annotation, biological process: phospholipid transport. Bases 130 to 1155 code for a protein of 341 amino acids. Lineage: Eukaryota; Viridiplantae; Streptophyta; Magnoliopsida; Poales; Poaceae. The transcript has a single exon.
UCGUGGCCCACCAGAGACUCCUUCCUCCCCGCCGAUACGGCCGUUCCCCAUCGCUUCCCACCCACUCCCACACGGCCACCGCGACGACCACUGUCCCGAUCUCCGGCCACCGCCACCACCACCGACACCAUGUCGUCCACCACGGCAGGGGCCGCCCUCCUCCUCCGCCCCACCUCCUCCACGACGAACCAUCUCCUCCGCUUUGCCAGCCCCUGCCCCAAAUCCCACCUCCUCCGCCUCCACUCGCCACGCCGCCGCCUCCCCGUCCUCCGCCUCUCCCUCACGCCCCCCGCCACCGCCGGCAGCAAUUCAGCGCCUUCUCCUCCUUCUCCGCCUCCGUCCUCCACGCCCCCGCCUUCUCUUUUCGCCAACUGGUCUCCGCCGCGCGCGAUCUGGCGGGGGCUCUCGGCGCUGCUCCUCGCAGGGCAGGUCUUCCACCGCGUCCUCACGGGACGCGUCCACCGCCGCAACCUCCUCGCCCAGCUCCGUCGCGUGGGCCCCGGGAGCGCGGGGGUCUCGCUCCUCACCGCCGCCUUCGUCGGCAUGGCCUUCACCAUCCAGUUCGUGCGCGAGUUCACCCGCCUCGGUCUCCACCGCUCCGUUGGUGGCGUCCUUGCCCUCGCGCUCGCCCGCGAGCUCACCCCGGUCGUCACCGCCGUCGUCGCUGCCGGCCGAGUUGGCUCCGCCUUUGCCGCCGAGCUCGGCACCAUGCAGGUGUCCGAGCAGACGGACACCCUCCGCGUCCUCGGCUCACAGCCCAUCGAUUACCUCGUGGUUCCCCGGGUCCUCGCUUGCGUGCUUGCGCUCCCUGUCCUAACCCUCAUCAGCUUCGCCCUCGGGCUCGCCUCCUCGGCGUUCUUGGCCGACGCCGUCUUUGGUGUAAGCACCAGCAUCAUUCUGGAGUCAGCACGCAAGGCGCUGCGACCAUGGGACUUGAUCAGCGCCUUGAUAAAAUCACAGGUGUUCGGUGCCAUUAUUGCGGUGGUGAGCUGUGCAUGGGGUGUGACAACCCACGGAGGAGCCAAGGGCGUUGGCGAGUCCACAACGUCUGCAGUGGUCAUUUCCUUGGUUGGAAUUUUCAUUGCAGACUUCGCCCUUUCGUGCCUGUUCUUCCAGGCUGGUGCUGGUGAUUCACUAAAGCACGCGAUGGGUUAAGCAAGACCACGGCAGAGACAUUUUUGGGUCGUACCAGCAUAAUUUAGUUCUGUACAUUGACCAAAGUGUAGUAGUGGAUUCAAGGAGGGCAGCAUUGCAACAUCAGCCACACUCCAGGUGAAUGAGUUAUUUUUGUUGUGAUAUCCUUUGGAAGUAAACUAUUGUGCAUUAUGCACAUUCUGUAAUUUUUUGCUCAAUUGUUUGCAUCUGAUUUGUGUAGUCUUACCACCACUUGAAAAAAGAAAUAAAACUACUUCUGUCCAA